UAAACGUACGAAGACUUCAGCCGUAAUUGAGAAUGUACAAAAAAAACUACAUAAAUAAAAUUCGAUUAGUGGUAGUACGAUCGAUGAAGAAAAAACAAAUUUAAACAAGAAAUGGAGUAACUAUUCUAUACUCUUUAGUGGGGAACAAUGGAACACCUGUCGGCAGAGAGAUAAUACAUGGUCUUGGUUGCAAAACGUCUUCCAGUUUAUGCCCAUAUAGGUAACUUAGCAAACGGAGACAUAGCUUGUGAUGGGUACCACAAAUACAAGGAAGAUGUGAAACUAAUGGUGGAAACUGGCUUAGAUGCAUUCAGGUUCUCUAUCUCUUGGUCUAGGCUUAUACCAAAUGGAAGAGGUCCUGUUAACCCAAAAGGUCUACAAUUCUACAAAAACUUCAUUCAACAACUUGUCAGCCAUGGAAUUGAACCACAUGUUACAUUGCACCACUACGAUCUUCCUCAGUAUCUCGAGGAUGACUAUGGAGGAUGGAUCAACCGCAGAAUCUUCAAAGACUUUACUGCUUAUGCAGAUGUUUGCUUCAGAGAGUUUGGGAACCACGUCAAAUUCUGGACCACGAUCAACGAGGCUAAUGUAUUCACUAUCGGAGGUUACAACGAUGGGACUUCACCGCCUGGUCGUUGUUCUAACUGCUCAUCAGGGAACUCGUCCACUGAAACAUACAUUGUAGGCCACAACUUGCUUCUUGCACACGCCUCUGUUUCAAGACUAUAUAAGCAAAAGUACAAGGAAAAGCAAGGAGGUUCUGUAGGGUUUAGCUUAUAUGCAUUUGAAUUUGUUCCUUAUGCAAGCUCCUCUAAGGAUGAUGAAAUUGCAAUUCAAAGAGCCAAAGAUUUCUUCUACGGCUGGACACUUGGGCCUCUUACAUUUGGAGACUAUCCCGAUGAAAUGAAAAGAGCUGUGGGAUCAAGACUGCCAAUUUUCUCCGAGGAAGAAUCAGAACUAGUUAAAAGGCUCGUCCGACUUCAUAGGGAUCAUGCACUAUUUUCCGGCUUUUGUCGAAGACAUCAAAGUGGAACCUUCUCUUUCAAGAAACCCGGAUUUCUACUCAGACAUGGGUACCUUCGCAAUAUUUCAGAUUUCGGGUAUGAUAUUGUUCCAUGGGCUAUGGAAAGUGUCCUGGAAUAUAUAAAGCAGACCUAUGGCAAUCCUCCUGUCUGCAUUCUUGAGAAUGGUACACCAAUGAAGGGGAAGCGAGAUUUGCAGCUGGAACAGAAGGACACACGCAGGAUUGAGUACUUACAUGCUUACAUUGGUGCUGUACUCAAAGCCGUUAGGAAUGGAUCAGACACGAGAGGUUACUUCGUAUGGUCAUUUAUGGAUUUGUUCGAGUUAAUAGGUGGAUACGAGCUUAGUUUUGGAUUAUACUCUGUCAAUUUCAGUGAUCCUCAUCGAAAGAGAUCUCCCAAACUCUCUGCUCACUGGUACUCUGAUUUUCUCAAAGGCAAAACCACUGUUUUUGGUUCCCAAGGCAUCAUCACACAAUUGCUUAGCAACUUCUCUUCUUCCUCCUUGUAGUGAAUUGCAUUUCUGAUGAAUCCGGCUCAGUUUGAUAAAGUCCGGUUAUGUAAUGAAUAAAAAAUACCAAGUUUA
Molecule: messenger RNA, 1611 nt
Organism: Arabidopsis arenosa
Lineage: Eukaryota; Viridiplantae; Streptophyta; Magnoliopsida; Brassicales; Brassicaceae
Source: the annotation of a GenBank genome assembly